Molecule: messenger RNA, 897 nt
Organism: Acaulospora colombiana
Lineage: Eukaryota; Fungi; Glomeromycota; Glomeromycetes; Diversisporales; Acaulosporaceae
Source: the annotation of a GenBank genome assembly
AUGGCAAUUAACCUUCAAAAUUAUUUAUCAUCUCAAAAUCUGGCCCCACUAAUUGUCUAUAAUCGUACAUUUUCCAAAACCCAAGCUGCAACCGAAGUUGGAGCAAUUGCUGCUAAAGAUUUGAAACAAGUAGUAGAAUGUGCUAACAUCAUUUUCACUUCACUCGCCAACGAUGAUGCUGUCAACCAAACCUUCGAGGCGCUAUUAGAGGAAUUGGACCAAAUUAAUGGAGACAAGAGAAAGGUAAUUUUUGUGGAAACAAGCACAGUUUAUCCGACCACCAUCGUUAAGAUCAAAGAGAAAGUUGAGAGCGUGGAGAACCGGUAUUUGCUGCAUUGUCCUGUUUUGGGACCUCCUGCAGCUGCAAAAGCGGCUCAAUUGAUAGUUGUGACCUCUGGAAAUCGAAAUGAGGUUGAACACGUGACCAAAGUAUUGGUGCCCGCAAUCGGAAAGAAAACCAUUCCUUUAGGUGAUGAUGUAAAGAAAGCGGCUUCGUUUAAACUAACGGUAAACUUCUUCAUUGGAAAUGUGUUGGAAGCAUUAUCUGAAGGGAUGACUUUGGCGGAAAAAAACGAUAUCGAACAGGAAAAACUUAUGGAGGCUAUCAGUUCGAUUUUUCCCAACAGUCCUUACGUUGGUUAUGGAACAAAAAUGUUGAAAAAGAAUUUCAAAAAUGACAUUGGGUUUAAUAUUAACAAUGCGUUGAAAGAUGUGGGUCAUAUAAAAAAAUUAGCUGAAGAUUCGGGCACACAUCUACCGACAAUAGACUUAUUUCACAAACACCUGAGUCAUGCAAAAGAACGUGUGCCAGAUGGUAAUCAAGAUUGGAGCUGUGUUAUCGGUUCGGUGAGAGCUGCUUCAGGAUUGCCAUUUACCGACGAGGAAGUUGAAAAGUAA